GGUUUACUGCAGGUCAACUGUACGUCAUGUCCUGACAUGAGAUGAACCUGAAUAGCUACACAUACAGACUGUGGAGAGAUUUCCAAACAGAAACCUAUUCAAGAAUGAGGAAUAAAUAUGUUAUCCUCAUCAUCUGCAUUGUGGCCCUCGUCAUCAUUGAAAAGGAAAACAAUAUUAUCUCAAGGGUCUCUGAAAAGCUCACACACAAACAGACACAACAAACCCCUCUUUCAUUAUUCAAUGGCUCCAUUUUGGAUGACAGUGAGAUGAGUAUAAAUUCCACACAGCUUGUAGAUACAGACCAGGCUGGUCAUAAGCACAUUCUCUUAUUGGCCACCACUCGCACUGGAUCCUCCUUUGUAGGUGAGUUUUUUAACCAGCUGGGCACCAACAUGUUCUACCUGUUUGAGCCUCUGUGGCAUGUAGAGAGGACACUUUCGCAGGACACAGGGAUCCCCAAUUCCAACAUCUCAUCCAUUGCAUAUCGAGAUGUGCUGCUAAGCCUAUUCUUGUGCAACUUCUCGCUGCUGGAGAGCUUCAUCAACCCACCUCCUCUAGAGCAUGUCACUCCAGCUCUGUUCCGCCGUGAGUCCAGCAUGGCUCUGUGUGAGGAGCAGGUGUGCACGCCAGUGCAGAAGAAAGUUUUUGAGAGAUAUCGUUGCAGAACACGCCGCUGUGGCCCUCUCAACUUCACCUUGGCCUCACAGUCCUGUCUGAGAAAGAAGCACAGGGCUAUCAAGACGGUUAGAAUCCGGCAGCUGGAUUCGCUCCGUUUGCUAGUUGAAGAUCCUAGACUGGAUAUUAAGGUCAUUCAGCUGGUGAGAGACCCCCGUGCCGUCCUGGCCUCAAGAAUGGUAGCCUUCUCUAGCAAAUACCAGACUUGGAAAAGUUGGGCAGCAAAUGGAGAGGUACCCACUGAUGAUGAAGAAGUGAAAAGGCUUCAAGGAAAUUGCAAUCAAAUCCGUGAGUCCGCCGAGCUGGGCUUGAGCCAACCGGAUUGGCUGGAAAAUCGCUACAUGCUUGUGCGCUAUGAGGACAUUGCCAGAUACCCCAUGCAGAAAGCGGCUGAGAUGUACAGGUUUACCGGGGUCCCAUUCACUGCACAGGCAAGGGAAUGGAUCAUUAAGAACACACAUGCUGCAGAGGUUGCCAGUGGAGUGUACUCUACACAAAAGAACUCUUCAGAGCAGGUAGAAAAGUGGCGUUUCAGUAUACCCUUCAAAUUAGCCCAAGCUGUGCAAGAGGUCUGUGGGCCGACUAUGGAACUAUUUGGAUAUCGAUUUGUUGACAGUGAGGAGACACUAGUUAAUAGGUCUAUUAGUUUGCUUGAAGAAAAACAGUUUAAUGUAUCAUAUGUUACAGAUUAUAACUCAUAGUUUUCGUAGCAGAGUAGUGUUAUACAUUUUAAACAGAGCAGUGAAUGUAUUUCAAAUGCAUAUGUACCACACUGGAGCACAGAUGUUGCAUGCCUUCAGCGCUUACCUCAUGGUUUAGCUUUAAUCAAAGUGCAUUCAGUUUGGUUCGACUAAUUAAGAUAUUAAAUGAUUAAUUCAUUGUAUUUGCUGCUUGUGUUUGAAAAGGAAUUUUAUUUGUAUAAGUAAAUUAGGUUGUUGUUUUUAGUCCUGGAGAUGCUUUUAGUCAAACAUCUUUACCCAAGUUGUUUUUGUAUCUUUCAUAGUUUCUUUUAAAAUUUCUUUUAAAAUGUGCGUUUACUGUUUGUGUUCUGAACACAAAAUGAAG
This is a messenger RNA of Ictalurus furcatus (blue catfish), 1740 nucleotides long. It is a transcript of the gene chst3a, whose product is annotated as carbohydrate (chondroitin 6) sulfotransferase 3a. Gene Ontology annotation, molecular function: chondroitin 6-sulfotransferase activity; N-acetylglucosamine 6-O-sulfotransferase activity. The transcript is spliced from 2 exons. The record is from RefSeq and is a predicted model, not a curated record. Gene Ontology annotation, biological process: carbohydrate metabolic process; N-acetylglucosamine metabolic process. Gene Ontology annotation, cellular component: Golgi membrane. Lineage: Eukaryota; Metazoa; Chordata; Actinopteri; Siluriformes; Ictaluridae. Bases 42 to 1376 code for a protein of 444 amino acids.